Molecule: messenger RNA, 819 nt
Organism: Coffea eugenioides
Lineage: Eukaryota; Viridiplantae; Streptophyta; Magnoliopsida; Gentianales; Rubiaceae
Exons: 3
Coding region: 63-368 (101 amino acids)
Source: RefSeq, a predicted model, not a curated record
CCUCUAUCUAGGGCUUUGUCGGACAAACCUUAAACCCUCUCGGAGCUUUGGAAGCUUCGGUUAUGGCGAAGAACAGGAACAAGAAGAAGAAAUUGAAAAAUGGCUCAGCCCCGAUGGACCUCACCUCUGAUGAGCAAGUAUUCCAUGUCCCUCAAGCAAUGGAUACUUCAGAGCCGGGAGCUUCCAGAACAUCUAUUGGUGGGCCACAUAGGAAGACUAAAGGCGUCCAAAUGAAGCGAACAAAGAAUGUCCGGAAGAUGAAAGCUAUUGCAAAAGCUAUAUCUAAGAAUGAGCAAUCGGAACAGAAAAUCUCGAAGAAUGAAAGCAAGAUAACUAGAACCCAAUCUGCCAAAAAGCUAUAUGAUUGAAUUAUGUUGUCGUGAAUUCUCAUACAAAGAGUUCAUCAACUUCAGUAUAGGUGCAGUGUGUAGCAAUCACUUUUGGUAUUAUUACAGUUUCUAUAAUCACAUCUGAUUUCUAUGCCUCUGUAACUCUGUCAUGCCUUCUCGCCCUACUUAUGUUGUGCUGAAUGUGGGAGUUGGCAUUUUGAAAAUGCCAUGCCAAAAGUGGAUGAGAGCAUUGGUCGAAUGAAGUUCUGCCUUCUGGUCUGGUAAAUUGAAGUAUGCAACGACCAUGAGGCAGUAAGAAUAAUGCUCGAGAGCCGAAAGGUCCUGGAUGUUCUUCAUAUCUUCAGGUUAUGGGUACUUGUUCGCCUCAGCCAACUAGUCCCGGGUGGCUUUGGCAUUUCGUGUAUAGAAAAUAGAGACUUUUCUAGACAAUUAUAAAAGAAAAUGAAAAGGUUGUUUCUUUCUAUGGAAA